Messenger RNA from Homalodisca vitripennis (glassy-winged sharpshooter), 1706 nucleotides. RefSeq names its product probable cytochrome P450 6a14. Bases 1 to 1560 code for a protein of 519 amino acids. The transcript has a single exon. Lineage: Eukaryota; Metazoa; Arthropoda; Insecta; Hemiptera; Cicadellidae. The record is from RefSeq and is a predicted model, not a curated record. Gene Ontology annotation, molecular function: heme binding; oxidoreductase activity, acting on paired donors, with incorporation or reduction of molecular oxygen; monooxygenase activity.
AUGGCGUCUUCUUUACUAUUAAUUGUUGAUUUAUUACUUGUUAUAGGAUUGGCUGUGGGGUGUUUAGUGUAUUGGUAUCUAACCAAGAACUUCAACUACUGGAAAGACCGUGGAGUACCUUUUGUGAAGCCUCAUUGGUUUUUCGGAAACGUUGGACAUCAAGUAUUACAAAGAAAGUCAUGCACUGAAUUCGCUAAAAACUUGUACAAUAAAUUCAAAGAUAAUGGUUAUGGUGGAAUAUUCCUGUUCCGGAAACCUGUAAUCUUUGUUUGUGAUUUAGGCCUGAUAGAGAAGAUUUUAACUCAAGACUUUACCCAUUUCGAGGAUCGCUCUGUUGCUUGUAAUCCUGAAGAACCUUUAUCGGAUACUCUGUUCAAUGCGAGUGGCGACAAGUGGAGGAACAUGCGUCAUAAGUUGACCACAACGUUUUCUUCAGCGAAGGUAAAGGGUAUGUUCAAUCAAGUCUUUAACUGCGGAGACUAUCUCAUAAAAGAAAUAGAGGAAUGUUCAAAGAGGAAUAAAUUAGUCGAGAUAGAACCUUUAGCUUUCAACUUUGCCACGGAGGUAAUUGCAAGUUGUGUCUGUGGAGUCCAACUAAUGUCUGACCCUGUCGUAGGAAAUAAGUUUAGAGAGUCUCUAGAUAUUCUGUUCCAGUUUCCUCCAUUAAAGCUGGCAAAGACAUACAUUGGUAUUGUUUAUCCGGAGCUAUUCCGUCGCCUUAACAUCAAAUAUACGCCAAAUUCGGUGAAGCAUUUCUUUGUUAAUUUAACCGAGGAAACAAUUAAGUACCGCAAGCAAAACAACAUAAAAAGAAACGACUUUCUGCAAAUGAUGAUUACUCUCAAAGAACAAGAAGAGAUCGGAAGUAGUUUUGAUAGUCAGCUACAUAACUGUGAACUGCAACAAAAUGGACAACAGUUUUCUGCUGUAAAGUGCUUUACUGACAGAAGUAUACCUUCUCUUGUAUUUAACUUUCUAGCAGCCGGAACUAAACCUUCAGUAUCAACUCUCACACUCACUAUGUUUGAAAUUGCUAAGAACCCUUCAAUUCAAAAAAGGUUACAAGAGGAGGUCGAGUCUUGUGUAGCAAAGUACCAUGGGUUCAACUACCAGGCCAUCAGUGAAAUGGGGUACUUGGACCAGAUAAUUCAGGAGACUCACCGGAUAUACACGUUUCAAAAAGUUAUAACUCGUUUGGUCACCAAACCCUAUAAAAUACCAGGAACAGAUUUGGUUUUGGAGAAGGGUACCAUCGUCUACAUUCCUAUCUCUGCCAUCCACAUGGACCCAAAGUUCUAUCCGGAGCCUGAGGUGUUCGACCCGGAGAGGUUUGCAGGAAACAACUACAAGCCGAGUUGUCGAUUCCUACCCUACGGCCAUGGACCCCGGAUAUGCAUAGGUGUCAAGUUUGUGGCUUUACUGAUGAAAGUGUUUGUGGCGAGAAUAGUGAUCAAGUAUUCUAUAAAAUUGGAGAUGAACCCAUCAAUUGAAUGGGAUGGAAAUGUUUGUGCUCCUCAACCAAAAAAUGGAAUUUGGUUGUCUUUCCACGACAGAGAAUAACUCUUAGAGCAAUUCUUGGACAUCCUCAACAGAACAAAAAACUGUAUGCAUUUGUCACUAAACUGUAUUACUUGGUUUGUGAUAUUUAAUUUUGAACGUGAUUCUAUCACUUAAAAAAUAUUUCCUAUUGUUCGCUUUAAAUGUUU